GACAAAGGAAUUGGCACAGAAGCAAGCUCAGCAUCAGGACCCGGCCUCCCUGUCUCUCCUGUCCAUCAGUGAUCUGAUCCCAGACCUGCAGGUCGUAUUCUUCUGGAUGUCCAACAGUAUAGAGAUCCUCUACUUCAUCCAACAGAAGGCCCCAGCAUACACACAGGGCAUAGAGACACUUGACUCUAAAGGUUCCAAGGAGUCGUUGCUAUCGGCGACCAUCUCAGCCAAUGAGGAGGCUAUGACCAUCCUGGAGGAAGUGAUCAUGUACACCUUCCAGCAAUGUGUCUACUACAUCACCAAGUCCCUGUACGUAGUACUUCCUGGUCUGCUGGACUGUAACCCGUUCCCAGUGGACAGCUCUGAACCCUGCUGGAGAGGAGGUACAGGGUUUCCUGAGCCCGUUCGCAGGGGUCCUGCAGUCGAGGAGCUCCUCCAGGGGUACCAGGUCCACCCAGAGGUCCAGGCCCAGAUGUUCUCCUACCUCUUCUUCUUCUCCAACGUAUCUCUCUUCAACCAGCUCAUGGACAAGG
Oncorhynchus masou masou (cherry salmon) is the source of this 533-nucleotide messenger RNA. Its product is annotated as ras-associating and dilute domain-containing protein-like. Gene Ontology annotation, molecular function: GTPase binding. The annotation marks the transcript as partial. Gene Ontology annotation, cellular component: microtubule. The transcript is spliced from 5 exons. The record is from RefSeq and is a predicted model, not a curated record. NCBI's taxonomy places the organism in Eukaryota, Metazoa, Chordata, Actinopteri, Salmoniformes, Salmonidae. Gene Ontology annotation, biological process: neural crest cell migration; substrate adhesion-dependent cell spreading.